Molecule: messenger RNA, 777 nt
Organism: Ogataea haglerorum
Lineage: Eukaryota; Fungi; Ascomycota; Pichiomycetes; Pichiales; Pichiaceae
Exons: 2
Coding region: 1-777 (258 amino acids)
Biological process (GO): mitochondrial L-ornithine transmembrane transport
Molecular function (GO): L-ornithine transmembrane transporter activity
Source: RefSeq, a predicted model, not a curated record
AUGCCAGAGGAGUCGAUCCUGAAUGACUCGCUGCGCGAGAUCGUUGUGGGCUCUGUUUCGGGCGCCAUCGGAAAGAUAAUAGAGUUCCCGUUCGACACGGUGAAGGUGAGACUCCAGUACUCCAGAUCUCUUUCCAGUCCUAUCUUCACCUCGACCCUAGACUGCAUCACUAAAACAUACAAGAAUGAGGGCAUAUACAAGGGUUUUUGGAGAGGCUUACCGUCACCAAUGAUUGGUGCAUCGCUGGAGGCGAGCUCGCUUUUUUUCAGCUACAAAAUAGCCCAGGAUCUGAUCAACAUAUCGCAAGGCAACCGGAUCAACACAGAACUACCGUUUGGACAACGUCUUUUGUGUGGCUGUUUUAGUGGUAUCACAACGAGCUUUAUACUGACGCCAGUGGAGCUCAUCAAGUGCCAGCUGCAGGUCGAUAACCUCAAGGUGGGCCAGGCCAACUACACGUCGCUUGGUCACGUGAUCAAGACCAUUCUGAAGCAGGAAGGGGCACGGGGACUUUGGAAAGGACAAACGACAACGAUGGUGCGGGAGGCUGGAGGGACGGCAGCGUGGUUUGGAUGCUAUGAGUAUACACUGGAUCGCUUCAAGGGCGACAGAGGUCCAGAUUACGAAUAUAGAGCCCAUGAGCUGCUCGUUGCUGGAGCCAUGGCUGGAAUUGGAUAUAAUGCUUCAUUAUUUCCUGCAGACACGGUGAAGAAUGUUAUACAGACGAGCGAAACACAGAAUGACAUACUCGGGCGCGGCCAUGUUUUACUCCUAUGA